This is a messenger RNA of Elgaria multicarinata webbii, 11753 nucleotides long. It is a transcript of the gene DMD, whose product is annotated as dystrophin. The record is from RefSeq and is a predicted model, not a curated record. The coding region runs from base 287 to 11395 and encodes 3702 amino acids. The transcript has 78 exons. Lineage: Eukaryota; Metazoa; Chordata; Lepidosauria; Squamata; Anguidae. Gene Ontology annotation, biological process: synaptic signaling; neuron development; regulation of muscle system process. Gene Ontology annotation, cellular component: sarcolemma. Gene Ontology annotation, molecular function: zinc ion binding; protein binding.
CAUCAGUUGCGAUGUUGGCUUAGUGGACGUUAGAAUCGUGUUUUCUCCCCUUCUGGGAUCCAGGUCUGAGAUGCAGCUGAUUGUAUGCUGAAAUUAACAAGGGAAUGUGGAGGAGAUGAAUUGGAUUUUUGUUUGAAACGCUGCGGCUUCUUGAGUAGCAGCCAUCGUUCUGUGGCAGCCAGCAGAAUACUGCCUUUUUAAAAUGGCAUUGGAACAGUGACACUGGAGUGUGGUCCUUUGAGAAAGUCUUUUGGGGCAUUUACCUUGGACUUUGAUUUAUGCUUACAUGCUGUGGUAUGAGGAAGAGGAAGAAUAUGAAAGGGAAGAUGUUCAAAAGAAAACAUUCACAAAAUGGGUAAAUGCACAGCUUGCUAAGUUUGGUACACAUCCUAUAGAAGAUCUCUUCAAUGAUUUUCGAGAUGGACGAAGGCUUUUGGAGCUCCUGGAAGGUUUUACAGGCCAAAAACUUGGGAAAGAAAAGGGCUCCACAAGAGUUCAUGCCUUGAACAACGUCAAUAAAGCACUACAAGUCCUGCAGAAAAAUAAUGUAGAUCUGGUGAAUAUUGGCAGUACAGAUAUUGUGGAUGGAAAUCACAAACUGACCCUUGGAUUGAUCUGGAGUAUAAUUCUCCACUGGCAGGUCAAAGAUGUAAUGAAAAACAUCAUGGCCGGACUGCAGCAGACCAACAGUGAAAAGAUCUUGUUAAGCUGGGUUCGUCAAUCAACUCAGAACUAUCCACAGGUCAAUGUUAUUAAUUUCACCAGUAGCUGGUCUGAUGGCUUGGCUUUCAAUGCACUCAUCCACAGUCACAGACCAGACUUAUUUGAUUGGGACAGUGUAGUUUGCCAGCACUCACCUGUACAGCGAUUAGACCAUGCGUUCAACAUAGCCAAACGACACCUGGGAAUAGAGAAACUCCUCGAUCCUGAAGAUGUCGCAACUGCUUAUCCUGAUAAGAAGUCCAUCUUGAUGUAUGUGACAUCACUUUUCCAAGUCUUGCCGCAGCAAGUUACUCUAGAAGCUAUCCAGGAAGUAGAAACAUUGCCACGGCGAUCAAAGCACAUAAGAGAGGAGCAUGUCCAGUUACACCAACAGCGCUUUUCUCAACAGAUCAAAGUCAGUGUAGCACAGGGCCCUGUGCGCACCCCUUCACCUCCACCUAAACAUCGCUUCAAAAGCUAUGCGUACACACAAGCUGCUUAUGUCAUGUCCCCUGACCAAAAAGGGAGGAUGUUCCCUCCACAGCAGUAUUUGGAAGGCCAAGAACAGCAGUUAUUUGCUACUUCACCUAUGGAUACAGAAGUAGAUCUGGAAAGCUACCAAACUGCAUUAGAAGAAGUACUGUCAUGGCUUCUGUCUACUGAAGAUUCAUUGCAAGCACAAGGAGAUAUAUCCAGUGAUGUUGAAGAAGUUAAGGAACAGUUUCACACCCAUGAGGGUUUUAUGAUGGAAUUAACAGCUCACCAGGGACGUGUUGGUGAUGUUUUGCAAGUAGGCAGCCAACUUCUGUCACUUGGGAAACUUUCAGAAGAUGAAGAAAAUGAAAUACAGGAACAAAUGAAUCUUCUGAAUUCACGAUGGGAAAAUCUCAGGGUCACAAGUAUGGAAAAACAGAACAAUUUACACCGAGUUCUAAUGGACUUACAAAAUCAGCAGCUAAGUCAACUGUCUGACUGGUUAGCUAAAACAGAAGAAAGAACUGAAAGAAUAGAAUCAGAACCCUUGGGGCCUGAUCUGGAGGACUUAAAACGGCAGGUGGAAGAACACAAGGCCCUUCAAGAAGACUUAGAGCAGGAACAAGUCAAGGUUAAUUCACUCACUCAUAUGGUUGUUGUAGUAGAUGAAGCUAGUGGAGACAAGGCUACAGUUGUGUUAGAACAUCAACUUCAGCAUUUAGGAAACCGCUGGGCAGCCAUUUGCCGAUGGACAGAAGACCGCUGGUUUCUUCUCCAAGAUGUUCUUCGAAAAUGGCUGCAAUUUACUGAUGAACAGGGUCUUUUUGAUGUAUGGCUUACUGAAAAGGAGGAUGCCGUGAACAAUAUUCAUACCACUGAUUUAAAAGAUCAAAAUGAAAUGUUGGAAAAUCUGCAGAAGUUGGCUAUCCUGAAAGGAGAAUUGGAAAUCAAGAGACAGACUAUGGACAAACUGAAUGCACUCAGCCAAGACCUCCUUUCAGCUGUAAAAAGUAAAUCACUGGCUCAAAAGCUGGAAGGGUGGCUGGAAAAGGUUUCUCAGCGCUGGGAUAGUUUGGCACAGAAGCUGGAGAGCAGUUCUAAGCAGAUUUCACAGGCUGUUGCUACCACUCAGACAUCACUAACACAGACAACAGUAAUGGAAACUGUAACUAUGGUGACCACCAGAGAACAAAUCCUGGUUAAGCAUGCUAAAGAGGAGCUCCCACCACCUCCACCUCACAAGAAAAGGCAAAUUGUUGUGGAUUCAGAAAUUAGGAAAAGGUUUGAUGUUGAUACAACAGAACUUCACAGUUGGAUGACCCGCUCAGAAGCUGUUCUCCAGAGUCCUGAGUUCGCAAUAUACAGAAAAGAAGGGAACCUGUCAGAUCUCAGAGACAAAGUUUAUACAAUAGAACGAGAAAAGCCUGAGAAGUACAGAAAGCUCCAAGACGCCAGUAGAUCAGCUGAGGCCCUGGUGGAACAGAUGGUGAAUGAGGGCCUUAACGCUGACAACAUCAAACAAGCCUCAGAGCAGUUGAACAAUCGCUGGAUUGAGUUCUGUCAGUUGCUGAGUGAAAGACUGGCAUGGCUGGAGUACCAAAAUAACAUCAUUGCCUUCUACUCCCAGCUGCAGCAAUUGGAGCAGACAGUAAUUACUGCUGAAAACUGGCUGAAAGCACAACCCACACCACCAGCAGAUCCUGAUGCAGUGAAAACACAGCUAGAUAAGUGCAAGGAUGAAGUAAUCCGCUUUUCAACCCUUCAGCCCCAGUUAGAAAAACUGAAGGUUCAAAGCAAAGCACUGAAAGAGAAACAGCAAGGUCCAAUGUUUCUGGAAGCAGAUCUUGUUGCUUUUACCAACCACUUCAAUCAAGUUUAUGAUGAUGUGAAAGCUAGAGAAAAACUUCUACAAACAAGAUUCGAGAGUUUGCCACCUGUACGGUAUAAAGAGACUAUGAACACUAUUCUUUUGUGGAUACAGCAGUCAGAAGCCAAGCUCUCCAUACCUCAAGUUAUUGUCACAGAAUUAGAAAUCAUGGAGAAAAGGCUCAGAGAACUAAAGGCUUUACAAAGUUCCCUUCAAGAGCAACAAAGUGGGCUUAACUAUUUAAGCACAACUGUUGAAGAGAUGUCUAGGAAAGCUCCUGCGGAAGUCAGUCAGAAGUAUCAAUCAGAAAUUGAGGGGAUCCAUGGCCGUUGGAAGAAGCUAUCUGCUCAGCUGGUGGAGAACAGCCAAAAACUUGAGGAACUGAUAACUAAGUUGCAACAGUUCCAGAAUGACACUAAAACCCUGAAGAAAUGGAUGGCUGAAGUGGAUGUUUUUCUAAAAGAAGAGUGGCCUGCCCUUGGAGAUUCAGAAGCACUUGAAAAACAGCUAGAACAGUGCACAGCUCUAGUGAAUGAUAUCCAGACAAUCCAGCCUAGUUUGAAUAGUGUUAAUGAGAUUGGAAAGAAAAUGAAGAAAGAAGCAGAGCCAGAGUUUGCUUCAAAACUACAAACUGAACUACAAGAACUUAAUGCUCAAUGGGAUCACAUUUGCCAACAGGCCUAUGCUAAGAAGGCAGCACUAAAAAGUGGUUUGGAUAAGACUGUGAGUCUUCGAAAGGAUUUGUCAGAGAUGCAUGAAUGGAUUACACAAGCAGAAGAGGAGUACCUUGAGAGGGAUUUUGAAUAUAAAACACCAGAAGAAUUACAGAAAGCAGUUGAAGAACUAAAGAGAGCAAAAGAAGAGGCCACACAGAAAGAGGUGAAAGUGAAGCUUCUCACAGACUCUGUGAACAAUUUUAUAGCAAGGGCUCCACCUGCAGCCCAUGAGGCCUUAAAAAAGGAACUUGAUGUUCUAACAAAGAAUUACCAGCGACUCUGCAGCAGACUAAAUGGGAAGUGCAAAACACUGGAGGAGGUGUGGGCAUGUUGGCGUGAAUUACAAUUGUAUUUGGAUGUUGAAAAUAAGUGGCUAAAUGAGAUAGAAUCAAAACUCAGGGCGACAGAAAAUAUUCAGGAAGGCACAGAAGAGAUCUCAGAAGCAAGAGAUUCUCUGGAAGCGUUAAUGCAACACCCAGAAGAUAACCGCAAUCAAAUUCGUGAGCUGGCACAGACUUUAACUGACGGUGGAGUUUUGGAUGAACUGAUCAAUGAGAAACUGGAGAAGUUCAAUACUCGAUGGGAAGAGCUGCAACAGGAGGCUGUGAGAAGACAAAAGUUUCUUGAACAAAGUAUCCAUUCUGCCCAGGAGACUGACAAAAACCUUCAGUUGAUUCAAGACUCUCUUGCCUUCAUUGAUCGACAGUUAACAGGUUACAUUGCAGAUAGAAUUGAUGCAGCACAAGUACCUCAAGAGGCACAGAAAAUUCAAUCAGAGUUGACAAGCCAUGAGAUUAGCCUGGAUGAAAUGAGAAAACGGAACCGGGGUAAAGAUGCUGCUAAGAAGAUAUUCUCCCAAAUCGAUAUUGCACAGAAAAAACUACAAGAUAUCUUCAUGAAGUUUCGCUUGUUCCAAAAGCCAGCCAAUUUUGAGCAUCGGUUACAGGAAUGUAAAAGAAUUUUAGAUGAGGUAAAAUUGCAAGUGCCGAAGUUGGAGUUGAGGAGUGUUGAGCAGGAAGGAGUGCAGUUACAGCUUGAUCAUUGUAUGAAAUUAUAUAAGACUCUUAGUGAAGUGAAAUCAGAAGUGGAAACAGUCAUAAAAACUGGACGUCAGGUUGUACAGAAACAGCAAACGGAGAACCCUAAAGAACUGGAUGAAAGACUGACAGCUUUGAAGUUGCAGUAUAAUGAUUUGGGUGCGAAGGUGACUGAAAAAAAGCAAGAACUAGAGAAAUGUUUGAAAUUAUCUCGGAAACUGAGAAAGGAAAUGAAUGCUCUGACAGAAUGGUUGGCAGUGACAGAUUCAGAACUGACAAAGAGAUCAGCUGUAGAAGGAAUGCCUAUCAAUUUAGAUGCUGAAGUUGCCUGGAGCAAGGCAACACAGCUGGAGAUUGAGAAACGUCAGCUUCAGCUGAAGAACAUCACUGAUUUGGGAGAGGGACUGAAGAUGGUACUUAAAGGAAAGGAAAGCUUGGUGAAUGAUAAACUCAGCCUUCUGAGUAGUAACUGGAUAGCAGUAACUUCACGUGCUGAGGAAUGGUUUAAUUUGUUGCUGGCAUAUCAGAAACACAUGGAGACUUUUGAUCAGAAUGUUGCUAAUAUCACAACUUGGAUGUAUCGGACAGAAAUAAUCCUGGAUGAAUCAGAAACCCAAAGACCUCAACAAAGGGAAGAAAUACUUAAGCGCUUAAAGACUGAGCUGAAUGAUAUGCGUCCAAUGGUGGACUCUGUCCGUGACCAGGGAGUAGACUUGAUGACAAACCGUGGAGAUUACUGCAAGAAAGUAAUAGAGCCUAAACUGACAGAGCUCAACCAACGAUUUGCAGCCAUUUCAGAAAGAAUUAAAAGUGAAAAGCCUCUCAUUCCUUUGAAGGAACUGGAGCAGUUUAACUUCGAUAUACAAAAAUUGCUUGAACCACUGGAGGCUGAAAUUCAGCAGGGGGUGAAUCUGAAAGAGGAAGACUUCAAUAAAGAUAUGAGUGAAGAUAAUGAGGGUACUGUAAAAGAACUGCUUCAACGAGGAGAUGUGCUUCACCAAACAAUCUCAGAUGAAAGGAAAAGAGAGGAAAUAAAAACUAAGCAACACUUGUUGCAGACAAAGCACAAUGCUCUCAAGGAUCUGAGGUCUCAAAGAAGGAAAAAAGCUCUGGAAAUUUCUCAUCAGUGGUAUCAGUAUAAGAGGCAGGCAGAUGAUCUAAUGACAUGGUUGGAUGACAUUGAGAAAAAGUUAGCAAGUCUACCAGACCCCCAAGAUGAACAGAAGCUAAAGGAAAUUGAUCGUGAAUUGGAGAAGAAGAAGGAAGAGCUGAAUGCGGUACAGAGGCAAGCUGAUCGCUUGUCUAAGGAAGGGGCUGCAAAAGCAGUGGAACCAACCCUGAUACAGCUCAGCAAGCGCUGGCGAGACAUUGAGAGCAAAUUUGCUCAGUUUCGAAGACUCAACUAUGCACAAAUUCAAACUGUUUAUGAGGAGACAACUGUUGUGAUGACUGAAGGUAUGCCCAUGGAAACCUCUUAUGUGCCUUCUGCAUACCUGGCAGAGAUCCUUCAGCUUCUACAAGUUUUGUCCGACAUGGAAGACCUCCUCAAUUCUCCUAGUCUGCAGGGUAGGGACUGUGAGGAUCUUGUCAGACAAGAAGAGUGCCUCAAGAAAAUUGAAGACAGCCUAGGGAGAUACUCAGGUCAGAUUGAAGUUAUUCGCUGUAAGAAGACAGCAGUUUUGAAAAGUGCCACACCUGGAGAAGCUGCAAGGAUACAAGAAAAGCUGACUCAGCUGACUUACCAGUGGGAAAAAGUUAAUAAGAUGUAUCGGGACCGACAGGCACGAUUUGACAGAUCAGUGGAGAAAUGGAGAAAUUUCCAUCAUGAUAUGAAGAACUUUAACCAAUGGCUAAAUGAGGCAGAACAAAAUUUAGCUAAACUACAGAUAGAGUCGGAGGAUCCAGACCUUUCCAAAACCAAGCAAUGCAUCAAGGACCUCCAGGAUGGCAUUGGGAGACAGCAAGCUGUUGUCAGAACUUUGAACGUAGCUGGGGAGGAGAUUAUUGAGCAGUCAUCAACAGCAGAUGCCAGUGUGUUGAAGGAAAAGCUGGGAAGCCUGAAUUUUCGGUGGAAGGAAGUCUGCAGACAGCUGGCAGAGAGAAAAAAGAGACUUGAAGAAGAACAGAAUCUUCUGUCAGAACUGCAAUACAAGUUAAACAAAUUUGUUGUAUGGUUGGACGAAGCAAGUAGUGUUGCUGGAAUUCCUCUUGAACCAGGAAAUGAAUACCAAUUAAAAGAUACUCUUCAAAAAGUGAAGUUAAGAGUGGAAGAACUGCCUCCGCACAAGGGAAUACUGAAACGAUUAAAUGAAGCUGGAGGAAAAGCAGUUGGUAGUGCAUCGCUGAGCCCUGAAGUAAAACAUAAGCUUGACACCAGACUCAAGGAGGCUAACCAUCGCUGGAUAAAGGUAUCCAACGAUCUCCCUGAAAAACAGAAAGAAAUUGAGCAUAUGUUAAAUAAUUUGAACCAGUUUGAACAUCAGUUAAGUCAAACAAAAUUGUGGCUUUCUCCCAUCAAAGAACAAUUGGAACUCUACAAUCAAGUGGGCCAACCUGGAGCUUUUGACAUUAAGGAAAUUGAAGCAGCCGUGAAAGCUAAACAGCCGGAUGUGGAAGGGAUUUUGUCUAAAGGGCGUCAUUUAUACAAGGAAAAACCAGCCACUCAACCAGUAACGAGAAAGUUAGAAGAUUUAAAUACUGACUGGAAAACAGUAAACCAUUUAAUACAAGUAUUGAAAAGAAAGCCUGUGUCUGUGCUUCCAGGAAUUGCAUCUUCUGCUGUUGUAACUUCUCCUGACCAAACUGUUACUGUGGUUACGCAAACUCUGGUAACCCGGGAAACUACCAUCUCCAAACAAGAAAUGCCAUCGUCCUUGCUUCUGGAGGUGCCAGCCCUGGCUGAAUUCAACAAGGCCUGGGCAGACCUCACUGACUGGCUUUCUCUAUUGGAUCGAGUGAUAAAAUCCCAAAUCGUGACUGUGGGAGAUCUUGAUGAAAUCAAUGACAUGAUCAUCAAACAAAAGGCAACACUUCAAGACUUGGAACAAAGGCGCCCACAACUGGAGGAGUUAAUAACAGCUGCACAGAAUCUGAAAAAUAAAACUAGCAAUCAAGAGGCUCGAGCAAUCAUUACUGAUCGGAUUGAAAAGAUACAAAACCAGUGGGAUGAAGUGCAGGGACACCUUCAGAACAGAAGACAGCAACUACAUGAGAUGUUGAAAGAUUCAACACAAUGGUUAGAAGCCAAGCAAGAAGCUGAGCAGGUGCUGGAAUGUGCCAAAACCAGGCUUGAGUCUUGGAAGGAGAUUUCUUAUACUGUGGAAGGGCUGAAGAAGCAGAAUGCUGAACUCAAGCAAUUCGCAAAAGAGCUACGGCAGUGGCAUAUAAAUGUGGAUGUGGCAAAUGAUUUGGCACUUAAGCUUCUCCGGGAUUACUCAACUGAUGACACAAGAAAAGUAGAACUGAUGACCAAUCACAUUAAUGAUGCUUGGGCCACUAUUAAUAAGAGAGUUGGUGAGCGAGAAGCCGCGUUAGAAGCAGCCCUAAGGCUGCUGCAACAAUUCUAUCUGGAUCUGGAAAAGUUCCUUGCUUGGCUUACAGAAGCAGAGACCACUGCCAAUGUCCUGCAGGAUGCCACACACAAAGAAAGAAUCCUAGAGGAUGCCCAAGGGGUUCGUGAGCUCAUGAAGCAGUGGCAGGAACUUCAGAAAGAAAUUGAAACUCAUACUGACAUCUUCCACAGCCUGGAUGAAAAUGGACAGAAAAUCUUGAGAUCCCUCGAAGGUUCUGAUGAUGCAGCUUUGUUGCAGAGACGUCUGGAUAACAUGAACUUCAGAUGGAGUGAACUUAGGAAAAAAUCUCUAAAUAUUAGAUCUCAUUUAGAAGCCAGUUCUGACCAGUGGAGACGACUACACCUUUCUCUUCAGGAACUUUUAGCAUGGCUGCAGUUGAAAGAAGAUGAACUAAACCGACAGACACCCAUCGGGGGAGAUCUUCCUACAGUGCAAAAGCAGAAUGACACCCACAGGGCCUUUAAAAGGGAAUUGAAAACUAAAGAACCUGUUAUCUUGAGUGCACUUGAGACAGUGCGAAUUUUCCUAACAGAACAGCCUUUGGAGGGGCUAGAAAAGCUGUACCAGGAGCCUAGAGAGAUGCCUCCAGGGGAAAGAGCUCAAAAUGUGACUCGACUCUUGCGAAGACAGGCAGACGAGGUCAAAACAGAAUGGGAUAAACUGAAUCUACAGUCCGCUGACUGGCAAAAAAAGAUAGAUGAAGCCCUUGAAAGACUGCAGGAGCUUCAGGAGGCAAUGGAUGAGCUAGACCUGAAGCUGCGUCAGGCUGAAACUAUCAAAGGGUCUUGGCAGCCAGUGGGAGAUUUGCUGAUUGACUCUCUUCAGGAUCACCUUGAAAAACUCAAGGUUUACCGAGCAGAAAUUGCACCUCUUAAAGAGAAUGUGAACAACGUUAAUGACCUGGCUCAUCAGUUUACCUCAUCUGAGAUACAGCUUUCCCCAUAUACUCUCAACCGCCUCGAAGACUUGAAUGGAAGGUGGAAACUUCUCCAGGUGUCCAUUGAUGAGCGUAUCAGGCAGUUGCAUGAGGCCCAUCGGGAUUUCGGCCCUACUUCUCAGCACUUCCUUUCCACUUCUGUCCAGGGCCCCUGGGAGAGGGCAAUAUCGCCAAACAAAGUGCCCUACUACAUCAAUCACGAGACACAAACCACCUGUUGGGAUCAUCCUAAAAUGACAGAGCUAUACCAGUCCUUAGCUGACUUGAACAAUGUUAGAUUCUCGGCAUACCGAACUGCCAUGAAGCUCCGAAGACUACAGAAAGCUCUCUGUUUGGAUCUUCUGAGUCUAUCUGCUGCAUGUGAUGCCUUGGACCAGCACAACCUCAAACAGAAUGACCAGCCGAUGGAUAUACUUCAGAUCAUCAACUGCUUGACUACUAUUUAUGAUCGAUUGGAACAAGAGCACAAUAACCUAGUCAAUGUCCCUCUCUGCGUAGAUAUGUGCCUCAACUGGCUUUUGAAUGUUUAUGACACGUAUGUGGGUCGAACAGGAAGGAUCCGGGUCCUGUCAUUUAAAACUGGUAUAAUUUCCCUGUGUAAAGCACAUCUGGAAGAUAAAUACAGAUACCUGUUUAAGCAGGUAGCCAGUCCCACUGGAUUCUGUGACCAGCGUCGUCUUGGCCUCCUCCUGCAUGACUCUAUCCAGAUUCCAAGGCAGCUGGGAGAAGUUGCCUCUUUUGGUGGCAGUAACAUUGAACCCAGUGUUAGGAGCUGUUUUCAAUUUGCCAAUAACAAACCUGAAAUUGAGGCAGCCCUUUUUCUGGAUUGGAUGCGACUUGAGCCUCAGUCCAUGGUAUGGUUGCCAGUUUUGCAUAGGGUGGCUGCUGCUGAAACCGCCAAACACCAAGCCAAGUGCAACAUCUGUAAGGAAUGUCCAAUUAUUGGAUUCAGAUACAGAAGUUUAAAGCACUUUAAUUAUGACAUCUGCCAAAGCUGCUUUUUUUCUGGCCGGGUUGCAAAAGGUCAUAAGAUGCACUACCCAAUGGUGGAGUACUGUACACCAACUACUUCAGGAGAAGAUGUUCGUGACUUUGCCAAGGUAUUGAAAAACAAAUUCCGAACAAAAAGAUACUUUGCAAAGCACCCAAGAAUGGGUUACCUGCCUGUACAAACAGUGUUGGAGGGAGACAACAUGGAAACUCCUGUUACUCUGAUCAACUUCUGGCCAGUAGAUUCUGCGCCUGCUUCAUCCCCUCAGCUUUCACAUGAUGAUACCCAUUCACGCAUUGAACAUUAUGCUAGCAGGCUAGCAGAAAUGGAGAACACCAAUGGAACAUACCUGAAUGAUAGCAUUUCUCCUAACGAGAGCAUAGAUGAUGAGCAUUUGUUAAUCCAGCACUACUGCCAAAGUUUGAACCAGGAAUCUCCACUCAGUCAGCCUCGAAGCCCUGCACAGAUUCUAAUUUCUUUGGAGAGUGAAGAAAGAGGUGAGCUAGAGAGGAUCCUAGCAGACCUGGAGGAAGAAAACAGAAACCUGCAGGCAGAAUAUGACCGGCUGAAGCAGCAACAUGAUCACAAAGGACUAUCUCCACUGCCAUCCCCACCUGAGAUGAUGCCCAUUUCUCCCCAGAGUCCACGAGAUGCUGAACUCAUUGCAGAAGCUAAGCUGCUUCGUCAGCACAAAGGCCGCCUAGAAGCCAGGAUGCAGAUCUUGGAGGAUCACAACAAACAGCUGGAAUCACAGCUACAUAGGUUGAGACAGCUGCUGGAACAGCCUCAAGUGGAUGCCAAGGUGAAUGGUACAACUCAGUCUUCUCCUCCUACCUCGUUACAGAGGUCAGAUAGUAAUCAGCCAAUGCUUCUCCGUGUAGUUGGCAGUCAGACUUCAGAAUCUAUGGGUGAGGAUGAUCUGCUCAGUCCUCCCCAGGACACAAGCACAGGGUUAGAAGAGGUCAUGGAACAGCUCAACAAUUCCUUCCCAAGUACAAGAGGCCACAAUGUAGGCAGCCUUUUCCACAUGGCAGACGAUUUGGGCCGAGCAAUGGAAACCUUAGUGACAGUGAUGACUGACAACAAGGUGUUAGAAUAGCAAGAUGUGUUUUACAACUUCAGGCGUACUCGCAUGGUUUUUAUAAUAUUCAUAUGACAAAGAAUUAGACUGUAAGCGUUUACAUGAAAACAAAUCUAUAUUUUUGUGAAGGGUAGUGGUACUAUACUGUAGAUUUCAGUAGUUUCUUAAGUCUGUUAUUGUUUUGUUAACAAUGGCAGGUUUUACACGUCUAUGCAAUUGUACAAAAAAAAAAUAUAAGAAAACUACAUGUAAAAUCUUGAUAGCAAAAUAACUUGCCAUUUCUUUAUAUGGAACGCAUUUUGGGUUGUUUAAAAAAAUUUAUAACCGUUAUAAAGAAAGAUUGUAAACAAAGUGUGCUUUAUAAAAAAAGUUUAUA